Messenger RNA from Cydia pomonella (codling moth), 2323 nucleotides. Its product is annotated as leucine-rich repeat-containing protein 58. The transcript has 4 exons. NCBI's taxonomy places the organism in Eukaryota, Metazoa, Arthropoda, Insecta, Lepidoptera, Tortricidae. Gene Ontology annotation, molecular function: protein binding. The coding region runs from base 542 to 1615 and encodes 357 amino acids. The record is from RefSeq and is a predicted model, not a curated record.
UUUUUGGUUUUACGUUAGGUUUAAAAUUAAAUAUAAAUGUUUGACCAGCGUUUCGUAUUCGUACCAAUAUAAAACCUGUUACUUGUUAAGUAAGAAAACCGUGUAUAAGCUUGGCAGAUAGAGUUAAAAUAUUAAGAGUGAGCGUACAAAAAAAGUUGGUAUGUAAGUAAAACACCCACCCAAUUUAAUUCAUCUAUGUAAUGUACCUAAUGCGCAAACAAGGUUAGAAUACACAAAAUAUUGCAUAUCCAUACGAAUGGCGAUGCACAUGACCUUCAUGAUACAACGCUAUUCAGCUCUUCGCAUAGUCACACGUCUAGAGGGCCACCAACCAACUUCAAUUAGGUAAUCAAAGCGAGGCGGCUUGAUCGCUUGAUCUGUCCUCCGCGCACCGCGAGGGGCGCGAGGCGGCCGCGGAGGCACAGGCAGUUGCGCGCGCGCCUCGAGCUAAGGCGCGCGGAUACACCCGUAGCUCAUAAUUAUAAUGUGAUUGAACACUUCAGUGCAGAACGUAACGAAUUUAUUGUCAACAUCUUACAAAAUGGAGUGCUACACAUCCGACAGCUGUGAUAGCGACAGUAGGGAACAAAAGACUCUGGACCUGUCCAACCAGUUGCUAGACACGAACGGUCUGGCACUGGAACUAAAAGGGAUCGUCGAUGAGAAGGACUGCGCAGAAAAUUACGAGAUCGUUCUCCUAUACAGCAACAGAAUCAGCGCAUUGCCCGACACUAUAAACAGGUUUUGCAACUUGAAGAUAUUGGACGUCAGUCACAACAGGCUCAAGACUCUCCCUGACCUGCUGAAAUACUGCCCGCUGACAUCCCUCAUAGCCAAACACAACUUACUCACCAACGAAUCGCUACCAAAAUGCUUCUUCUCCGCGAAAAACACCUUAAAGGAACUCAAUCUUAGCGGGAACCAACUCAGCUCUUUCCCAGAGCAAGUAAUGGAGUUAACAUCACUGCGUUAUCUCUAUAUGGGCGGAAAUAAUAUAGUCAAUAUACCAAAGGAUAUAUGGAAACUCAACAGUUUACAGAUUCUCUCACUAGGAGGAAACCAAAUCAUCGAAGUCCCUGAUGCAGUUGGAAGGCUGACGGGUCUGCAGGCCUUGGUGUUGAGCGACAACCUUAUAGAGCAGCUCCCGAAUAGCAUAGCAAACCUGAACCAGCUACGGUCGCUGCUCAUCCACAGAAACAAACUUAAGACACUGCCUACUCAAAUCAUCAAGUUAAAAUGUCUAACAGAGCUCAGUCUCCGAGACAACCCUCUCGUGGUGAGGUUCGUUCGAGACAUGACAUUGCAGCCCCCCUCGCUACUAGAACUCGCUGGCCGAACCAUCAAACUACAUGAGAUCCCAACUUUGCCCGGAGAGGUUCCGAGGGACCUAAUUAACUAUUUAAGCGCAGCGCAGUGCUGCGUUAAUCCUAAGUGCAAAGGCGUGUUCUUCGACAACCGUGUGGAGCACAUCAAAUUCGUCGACUUCUGCGGUAAAUACCGAAUCCCACUUCUGCAGUACUUGUGCAGCUCCAAAUGCAUCACUGGAAGCUGGGAGAGUAGGGAAACAGACAGCAAUCCUCAUCCUCAUAUGAUGCGGAAGGUCCUCCUGGGAUAACGCUCAAAAAGAUCAUGAAAUACUCAUGUUCAUGACUACUGCAAUACUGUUGCAAAAGGUUUAGAAUAGACCAGGGGUCUCCAAACUUUUUGACCGUGAGGACCUUGCAAGAUUUCGAAUCUCUGGCUUGCGUCCUGCGGGCCAGAAUGGAAGGACUCGCGAGUGAAAUAACUUGUGAUAACUAUUAGAAAACAAAAAGCAUAUAAAGAUUUAUUCUACAUAUUUGGGUUCUGAAUACAGUAAUAAUGAAAUUGACACUUGUCUAUCUUAAAAGUUCAGACUUUUAAAAUGGUAAACUUUAGGUGAUAAACUAUAGGUAAUAUAUUCUUUUACACCUGAUGAAUUAUGAUUAUAUCAAUUUAAACUGAUACUAAAAUUUACAUAACCUUAUGAGAGUUAAGCUUAGAGAAUAGAUUGGAUCUUUUGAUAAGAUAUAAAUUUAGAGCUACAAAAAUGCAGUAUAUAAAAAAGAUUUACCCUUCCAUAAGUCUGUGAUUUCCAAAUUAAGAGGACAUCUUGGUUUAGGUUCUUGAGCUUCAAGCAAAGUCAAGAUUAUUAUUAUAAAAGUUUAUUGCAUUUUUUGUAUCAGAGUUUGUAUAGGUACAUUGUGUUAUACUGUAUAUUUUGUUUAACAGAUUGUUUUAACUAAGUAACUACAUAUCAUUUAUUUCCUUAUUACUCUAAAUAAUAAAAUAAAUGUUAUUGAAA